Molecule: messenger RNA, 663 nt
Organism: Lynx canadensis (Canada lynx)
Lineage: Eukaryota; Metazoa; Chordata; Mammalia; Carnivora; Felidae
Gene: FOXL3
Product: forkhead box L3
Biological process (GO): anatomical structure morphogenesis; regulation of transcription by RNA polymerase II; cell differentiation
Molecular function (GO): DNA-binding transcription factor activity, RNA polymerase II-specific; RNA polymerase II cis-regulatory region sequence-specific DNA binding
Source: RefSeq, a predicted model, not a curated record
AUGUUUGACAGCUCGCAGUAUCCCUACAAUUGUUUCAAUUAUGACGCCGACGACUACCCGGUGGGCAGCUCCGACGAGCAGAAGCGGCUCACGAGGCCCGCGUACAGCUACAUCGCGCUGAUCGCCAUGGCCAUCCAGCAGAGCCCCUCGGGCAGGGUGACCCUGUCCGGCAUCUACGACUUCAUCACGCGCAAGUUCCCCUACUACCGAGCCAACCAGCGCGCCUGGCAGAACUCCAUCCGCCACAACCUGUCCCUCAACAGCUGCUUCGUGAAGGUGCCUCGGACGGAGGGCCACGAGAAGGGCAAGGGUAACUACUGGACGUUGGCGGCCGGCUGCGAGUCGCCUGACCUCUUCGAGAACGGCAACUAUCGAGGCGGCGCCGGCGCCGCGGCCCCAAAGCGCGAGGGGGCGGGGCAGGCGCGUGCUGGGGGCGCGGAGGGGCCGCAGGGGCCCCCUGAGCCAGCCCCAGGCCCGCCCCCCGCCCCUGCCAGCCCGGCUGCCCUGGGGAAGGAGGAGCACAGGGGCAUCAAGUUCAGCAUUGACUACAUCCUGUCGGCGCCGGGCCCUUUCCCGGGGCUCAAGGGUCCCUACGGCCAGCAGGAGGGCAGAACCCCCCGGCUGGAGGCCCAGCCAAUGAACCUCCACCUGUGGACCAUAUGA